This is a messenger RNA of Gamsiella multidivaricata, 1855 nucleotides long. RefSeq lists its product as uncharacterized. Lineage: Eukaryota; Fungi; Mortierellomycota; Mortierellomycetes; Mortierellales; Mortierellaceae. The transcript is spliced from 2 exons. The record is from RefSeq and is a predicted model, not a curated record. Gene Ontology annotation, molecular function: ATP-dependent protein folding chaperone; ATP binding. The coding region runs from base 183 to 1742 and encodes 519 amino acids.
UGCCAGCAAGCGGGAAUCAUACCUAUCCGAUCAUUAUGGCCAUCGACUGGGGCACCACAUACUCCUCCAUGGCCUAUGCUUACCAGUACGACGGAGAAGUCCAUGAGGUGUCUACCUGGUACGAUAGUUGAUUACCUUGAGGGUCGUUGAUUAUAUGGAUUUUUGUUUUGAAACAAGGACUGAUGGUCCUUUGGGGUUUGUCUAGGCCCAAACAGUCGCACAACUACCCCAAGGUGCCGACCUGCAACCUAUACGGUCCUGGUUCAAAGGAUAUUCUGGAAUGGGGAUAUCCUGCUAAGAUCGCCAUGACCAAACCACCCUUCAAAAACCAUAUCUUGCUCUCAAAAUACAAGCUGCAUCUGGACGAGUCUUCAGGACCACACCCGCCUUUGCCCAAUGGGUUGACAGUGGUGGACGCGAUCUCAGAUUAUUUACGCGUUUUCCACGCACACGUCUUACAGAGUGCUUUGAGGGGGUUCGGCUCCGCAUUCGAACAACGUCAUAUUCAGUACUGUCUCUCAGUCCCGGCUAUGUGGACAGAUCAUGCAAAGUCUAUGAUGAGACAGGCCGCCCUUCAGGCCGGGAUGAUCACGCCCCUGGACCCACCACACCGGCUGCUCUUGAUCUCAGAACCCGAGGCGGCAGCACUCUAUUGCGAGAAGAAGUGUGACCAGUACCAGAUCGGGCAUGGCCAGAGAUUCAUGAUUUGCGAUGCUGGCGGAGGCACUGUGGAUUUAAUUGUCUUUGAAGUCAAUGCAGGGCCACAGGGUCGAACACUGAGAGAGGUCACCCGAGGAAGCGGACACAGCUGUGGAUCUGUCUUUUUGGACGAACGCAUGGAGGCACUGCUGAGACGCAAAUUCUCAAAGUGGACGGAGAGAGGGCUAACACCGGCAAAUUGGGUACAGAUCAUGGAAACGUUUAUUCACAACGUGAAGCCGCUGUUUGACGGUAUCGACGACCAGUAUAUCACCAUGCCUGCGGUGCCUGGACGCGCCGAGCUGACCGAUUACGAGAUCGGACUUGAGGACGGUGUUUUGACGGUGACGGCAGAAGAAAUGAGGCGCGAGGUCUUUGACCCUGUUGUGGAUGACGUCCUGCGGUUGAUCCAGCACCAGUUACAACAAACCCAGUUUAAUUGUCAAGGAAUCUUUUUGGUUGGCGGAUUCGGAUGCUCGAGCUAUCUGAUGACGAGAGUUCAGGCCGAAUUUUCACACAUUGUGCGAUUGAUCGCCGUUCCACCGCGAGCAGAGUUGGCGGUGGUCCGUGGCGCUGCCCUGGCAGGAAUCACCCCUCGGACAGUUGCCGCGCGUGUGGCUAGAAGAUGGUACGGUGUCGAUUCGCUGAUGAUUUUCGAGCCCGGAUAUGAUAUGCCCCAUAAGCAAGUUCGGGAUCAUGAAGGCCUGACUCGUGCGCGGGACAGAUUCUCGGUCUAUGUGGCACCUGGCCAGCAGGUCGGAGUCGACGAAUGCAUCACUAAGCGUUAUAUAACGUAUCAGUAUCCCAAGCCCGUCAAUUCCCCACUCUACGCCUGCUCCUCGAUGGCUAUACCUCGAUAUAUCGACAGUCCAAUGGUGGAAAAGAUUGGUGACUUUACAAUCCCACUGCCUUAUAUCCCAGGUGCAUUACCGGGCCACAAGGUGGUGUUUGAGCUGAGGAUGUACUUUGGGGCAACAGAGAUCAGGGCCGAAGCUGAGGUCAAUGGUAUGGUGGUGAGCACGAGAUGUCACUUUUCAGGAUAGAGGAUAGGAGAAGACGCAGAGCCAUGGAUGCUUCUACGGUCGUUGUGACAUCACCAAUACUAAAGGAACUAAGAAGUGUGCUCGCAGUAGCGUGAAAGAGCGAACCAGCCAUG